ACCUCAACACGCCCAUCAGCCAGAAAAAAAAAAGUUCAUCAACAUGAGAAAAGAGGAGAAGAAACCUCAGAACAACACGUCCCUUAAAAACCAGAACCAGGCAGGGAAGGCACCUGAAGGGGAGAAAAGCACCGAUCCAGCCAAGCAGCAGGAGCCAGCAAUGAAGAAGAAAGCCAAGGGGGAUCCCAAAACGGGCCAGGAGGAGGAAUCCCACACUUGUUGUGGCUGCCGUUUCCCGCUGCUGGUUGCUUUGUUGCAGCUGGUGUUAGGCAUCUCUAUAACAGUGCUGGGCUUCAUUAUGGCAGGCAUCAGCUCUUCUUUACUAGUCAGAGACACUCCAUAUUGGGCUGGGAUAAUUGUCUGUGUGGUGGCCUUAGUGGGAACGGUGAUGCUUUGUGUUUCAUAUCAGCCUGAGGAAAAGACAUGUUUCCAGUUUGCCAUAAAGCUGAUGUACUUUCUACUGAGCACCCUGAGUCUGAUUACCUGUGUUCUGGCAGUGGCUUUUGUUGCACAUCAUUAUUCACAGAUUACACAGUUUACCUGUGAUGCCGUCCUCGACUCUUGCCAGUGCAAACUGGACACUUCAGAUCCCCUCAGUAGGACCUUCGUUUACCAGGAUGUAGCUGACUGUACCAGUGUCACUAGCACUUUCAAUCUGUAUCUGCUACUGCAGAUGGUUCUUAAUCUGAUCACAGCCAUUGUGUGUUUGUUGGCAUGCUUUGUGAUGUGGAAACACAGAUAUCAGGUCUUUUUUGUGGGCGUUCGGUUACACUCAUUAACUGGUACUGAAAUCCAACAACAGAAAGUAUAGGGGGGUGGUUUUGGUUUGUUUUAUAGAGAGUGAAUAACAAAUGUCAGGCUAUUACCACCGUAGAAACUGCAAAUAGAUGAGUGUUUCAAGAUUUUUUUUGACAAAGACGACCAUUCACACAUUUUUAAUGAAUAUAUUUAUAUUUUUCAGUCACUUGAAGAGCAAUUUUUACGGUCGCUAUUGCCAAGGGCCCUUGUGGGAAGAGCUAGAUGUAUCACAAAAAUUCUAAAGGUGUGGCUGUACAAAUAGUCUCCAAAGAGCAUCUUUAAUAGGCAUAGACAAAAGCAGUUUUGAUAAUUACUGGGAUUCCUCUGCUGAGCUAUAUAUGGUAACAAACAAUGGGCCAGAUUCUUGGUUGGUGUCAAUCUGUCUGUUCCAUUGACUUCAAUGGAGCUAUGCUGAUUUACACCAACUGAGGAUGGAUCUGGUCCAGACUGUUUAAGUGAAAUUAUUCCGGUCAUGCUUAGGGAGUUGUGCUCUUGGAUAUCCCACAUUAUCAUUACUUGGAUUUACUUUAUAUGUGUGAGCAGCGAGGGAAGGUUGAGACCCUUCCAAAUGCAAACUAAGACCAGCAACGAAUGAGAAUCUAUUGCUGGUAACAGUAUAAACUCUAGUCAAGGUUUUCAAAAGGGCCUAAUGAGAUCCCUUAAAGGGGCCUGAUUUUCCAGGAGUGAUGCUCAGCAUUUUCUGAAAAUCAGACCAAUGUAAGGUCCCUCAAGCUGGACACCUAACACUGAAGCUCCCAAAUAGCUAGUCGCUUUUGGAAAGCCUGUAUCAACAUGAUUGUAAUAGCACUGCAUACAAAAAGGAUGUUUACCCAAUUACUCCAGUUCUACUUUCCUCCAAGUGCAGCAGGCCAAAUGCCUUUUUGGCGUACUUCCUGUGAAGACAAUAGAGUUGCACCAGGGAUGGUUUUGGCCCCAAAACUCUGAAAGAUAUAUCACUGCAUAAAUAGAAAGGGGGGGGGGGCCGAGAAGGUAUUGCCAGUGUCCUUAGAACAUAAUCUACGAGUACAAGAGCACAAUGAUUUCCUAAUGAGUGGUGGUGAAGAUAAUCAAUCAUUCAUUGCAAACUGCAUUUAAAUAGUGGUUUGUAUCCCAAAAGUUAGGAUCCAAAAGUGCUUUACAGUUUAUGGGCCUGAUUCUCUACUGAUUUGCUCCUUGUAUAGUCAUUUGCGUCUCUGUAAAGUGGAUACAAAACUUCUGAGAGUGAACAAAGACUUCUGAUUUGGUAGUACUUUGCACACAUUCAUUUGCACGGAUGCACAAAGGGCAAGGGCCAAGGCAGUGGAGAAUCUUGCCCUGUAUAUCUAGAGAUCCCUCAUCCCGUCUGAAGUGACUCCACCAUUUGGGUGCAAUAAAGCCAUCAUUGUGUAUCAGCAAAACUGUACAACAGCUUCUGUAGGAAGGGGAGGGAGAAUAACUUAAGAGGUAGCAUUUUCAAAAGUGCCUACAUGACUUAUGUGCUUCAGUCCCAAUUUCAAAAGUGAUUUAGGCUCUUAGGAGCAUAA
Messenger RNA from Terrapene triunguis (Three-toed box turtle), 2321 nucleotides. It is a transcript of the gene SSPN, whose product is annotated as sarcospan. The coding region runs from base 44 to 811 and encodes 255 amino acids. NCBI's taxonomy places the organism in Eukaryota, Metazoa, Chordata, Testudines, Emydidae. The record is from RefSeq and is a predicted model, not a curated record. The transcript has 3 exons. Gene Ontology annotation, cellular component: dystrophin-associated glycoprotein complex; sarcolemma.